This is a messenger RNA of Anneissia japonica, 842 nucleotides long. RefSeq names its product transcription initiation factor TFIID subunit 7-like. Gene Ontology annotation, molecular function: RNA polymerase II general transcription initiation factor activity. Gene Ontology annotation, biological process: RNA polymerase II preinitiation complex assembly; transcription initiation at RNA polymerase II promoter. NCBI's taxonomy places the organism in Eukaryota, Metazoa, Echinodermata, Crinoidea, Comatulida, Comatulidae. The record is from RefSeq and is a predicted model, not a curated record. Gene Ontology annotation, cellular component: transcription factor TFIID complex. Bases 38 to 400 code for a protein of 120 amino acids. The transcript is spliced from 5 exons.
UACUAUACUGCAGCUUGAAAACCAUUUUAUUCUUGGAAUGCCUUCUGUACGUACUUAUGAGGAAACUAGUCAAGUGUUCAUAUUUUUUUUUAAUGCGAAAGCUUAUGGUCACGUUUACAAGUUGGUGGACAUACCAAAAAUAUUGGAAUCCUAUAAAACAGUUGAUAAGAAAACAUUCUUCAAAACUGCAGAUAUAUGUCAGAUGCUUGGUUGUUCAAAUGAAGGGGAAGACAGUGGAAGUGGUCGAGAGGAAAAACGUUCUCCACACAAGAACACCGACAAAGUCAACAAGAAGUUUCUAUGGAACCAUGGAUGUAAUAACACCUCCACUAAAGAAUGUGAGAAAAUGAAGGUUCAGAAAAACAGCCAAGAAAUAGUACAUAGAAUCACCAGAUAUUGAGAAAGAAGUGAAAAGACUACUAAGAAUGGACAGCACAGCUAUCAGAGUCCGUAUCCUUUCAUCCGUUUUAUACUAUUUUGAGGAAUUUUAUCUGUUGUUUAAAUUGUGAGUAGCAGCAGUUAUUUAAUUAACAUUUGAGGCUUGUCAUCCUAAAACCAGCAAACUGUCAGUAAAUGAGUAAUUAGCAAAGAAUGUGUCAGUAUUGUGUACUUUAGUACAGAGAAGCUGUAAUACUUUUAUUCAUAACUUUAGUAAUAGUGAGUCGAUUCCAGUAAACGACCCAUCAUUUUAAAGAUUACAAUGUGGAGAAUAAAAAUAUAUUAACAAGUCAAUUUUUUUUUUGUGGUCAUGGUGCUGGUUUUGUCAUGUCUUAACAUAACAGUCAUAUAAACUGUCAGCCAUAUUUAAAAAAAAUCCUUAAUAAUAAUUUUUUUAAAUCCUA